Molecule: messenger RNA, 3391 nt
Organism: Myxocyprinus asiaticus (Chinese sucker)
Lineage: Eukaryota; Metazoa; Chordata; Actinopteri; Cypriniformes; Catostomidae
Product: ALX homeobox protein 1-like
Exons: 4
Coding region: 97-1059 (320 amino acids)
Biological process (GO): positive regulation of transcription by RNA polymerase II; embryonic skeletal system morphogenesis; negative regulation of DNA-templated transcription
Molecular function (GO): DNA-binding transcription activator activity, RNA polymerase II-specific; RNA polymerase II transcription regulatory region sequence-specific DNA binding
Source: RefSeq, a predicted model, not a curated record
UGCAAAUAAUUGGCUGUAUUGCUUCAUUUUUGACAUCACCAAAAUAUUUAUGGUGUCCUUUGAUGCGCUUCAUGCUUGAGACGAGGCCAGAGGACGAUGAUGGAAUAUUUGAGCGACAAGUUCGCCUUGAAAAGUCAAGCGAUUAAAGGCAGCGAUUACUACAUGGACCAGGUCAUGGAGACUUUAGACAAUGUGCAGUACUACAAGACAACACCUAAAUGCGUUCAGGCCUUCUCGAUGCAGAGCAAUGAUCACCACAGCACGAUGGACAGGUCUUCUCCAUGUGACAACCAAAACAGCGUGAGUUACUGCGCUCCUAAAACUGAGGACAGCAGCCUGCAUCCGAUGGAGAACUGUUGCAACAUCAGAGCCUCACCGGUCACAACCGCACCUGAGAAAACCGACUUAGACGAGCUCGGUGAAAAAUGUGACAGUAACGUGUCGAGCAGCAAAAAGAGACGCCACCGCACAACCUUCACGAGUGCUCAACUAGAGGAACUAGAGAAAGUCUUCCAGAAAACCCAUUAUCCAGAUGUAUACGUGAGAGAACAGCUGGCCAUGAGAACAGAGCUCACGGAGGCCAGAGUACAGGUAUGGUUUCAGAACAGAAGAGCCAAGUGGAGGAAGAGAGAGAGAUAUGGACAGAUCCAGCAGGCCAAAAGUCACUUUGCAGCGACGUAUGACAUAUCAAUGCUGCCCCGAACAGACAGUUAUUCACAGAUUCCCAACAACUUGUGGACAGGUCCAACUCCAGGCAGCUCUGUAGUCUCUUCCUGCAUGAUCCCACGAGGUUCCCCUCCCUGUGUGACAUCCCCCUACCCCCACUCACCGCGGGCCAGUGAGCAUGGUUAUGUGGGUUUCCCCAAUCACCAGCAAAACCAGUUUGGAGUUAAUCACGUGUCUCUCAACAACUUCUUUUCCGAUUCACUUCUGGCUCAUUCACCAACCAGUCAUGGCACAUUUGAAACCAAACCAGAGUUUGAACGACGGUCGUCCAGCAUUGCUGUACUGCGUAUGAAGGCUAAGGAACAUACAGCCAACAUAUCCUGGGCUAUGUGAACUCUGAACCUGUUCUAAUAGUGCAGACCUGAACAGUUAAUUUUUUAAAUAACAAGCCAUAGUUGUGGUCUCCAGACUGCCCAAAAAAAGACUAUGAAUCGGUGGUUGCCCAAGUGACAAACAAAGCAUAAUAUUGUGUAAAAGACUGAUUCUCUUUCCUUUUUUUUUGUAACAAAGAUAUCAGCAAUAAUAUAGAUAGAAUAUUUUAUUUGGAGUUUUCUGUCUUCCAGGAAUGAUUGUUUACAGAAACCUCUUAAUUUCCUUGAAACCUCUUAAUUAAACAGUGAUUUUCAUAUUUUUUGUCCAAAAUCCAAAAACAGCCUAGUCCUUCAAGAGCAAGGCUCAUUCGAGACUUGCCAAUUUGCCAACAGAUGCUUCAGCAAAUAAUCCAGCACUUUGAGAACAAUAUUCCCCAAAGACCAAGGAUGUAACCACCAAUUCAGGAUUGGAGGGGUUAUUAAUUUAAUAAUCAACCAUGGAAAUGCAGCCACAGAUGCAAGUUAAAGAGCACCUAUUAUGGUUUUUAUACCUGCCUAAUGUUGUUUUAAAGGUCUCAUACAAUAAAUUUUCAUGCAUCCAAGGUCAAAAAACACUAUAAUUUGCUCAUAAUUUAAAUUGCAGCAUUACCUUUUUUUUCCCAGUGUCAAAAACGACUCGUUCAAUGAUCCGUUCUAAAGGAUUCAUUCUAAACUCCUUUCAGGAAGCCUACUCUGCUCUGAUUGGUCAGAUGUCCCAGUCUGUUGUGAUUGGUCUAUCGCUUAGUGUAGUGUUUGAGGGCGGGUCAAAGCUGUUCACGAGCAGCCAAUAAAGACCAGAGGCGGGUUUUGUGUUACCAAAUUAUGUAGGUUAGUACAGGAAGUAAGUCUGGAAUUACUAAUGACUAAGUUAGUAACCAGAAUAAGUCUGGUGUUCAGAAUCGGUUCUUUCUUUUGGGAGUCAAUAACUCUAUUUGUUGUGCACUUUGAUUUUUGAAACUUUGCAGACAUUUUUAAAUUCACAAACAGCUAUAUAACACACUACAUGAAAGGUAAUAUUUGAAAAACCAUAAUAGCUGCUCUUUAAGACUUUACUAUGCAAAGCAGAAGCCCUACAUCAACACUGUCCAGGAGCGCUGCCGACUUCUCUGGGCUCGGUCUCAUCAUAGAUGGAAAGUAGAACGGUGGAACCAUGUUUUUUGGUCCGAUGAGGCCACAUUUCAAAUAGUUUUUGAAAAACAGCUGUCAUGUUCUCCAGGCCAAAGAGGAAAAGGACCAACAAGCUGUUAUCAGCGUCAGCUCCAAAAGCCAGUGUCUGUAUGGGCCAGGAGUGUCAGUGCCCAUGGCAUGGGUAACUCACACAUCUGUGAGGGCACCAUUAAUGCAGACAGAUAUGUACAUAUUUUAUAGCAGCAUAUACUGCUAUCCAGCACCAUCUUUUCCAGGGACAUCCCAGAAGUUUCAGUAGGACAACUUCAAACCACGUACUGGCCGAAUAAGCAGAGAGUACUGGUGCUGGAUUGGCCUGCCUGCAGUCCUGACCAUCUCCAAUUGAGAAUGUGUGGUGCAUUAUGAAGCGCACAAUACGGCAACGAAGACCCCAUACAAUUGUGCAGCUGAAGACCUGCAUAAUGGAUGAAUGGGGGAAAAUUCCACUUUUUAAACUUAAACUUGUGUCUUCAGUAAACACUCGAGAGUGCCAACUGUUUUUGGAGUGUGUUGCAAUCAUCUGAUUUGAAAUUACUGUACAUUAAAAAAAAAAAACGAUGAAAUUCACAAGGUAAAACAUCAUAUAAUGUUUAGUUGUAGUGCUUUCAAUAUAGCAAAGGGUGAAUAUAAUUUACAAAUCUCUCCUUUUUGUUUUUAUUAGCAUUUUUCAAACUGUCCCAACUUUUCGGAAUUGGGGUUCUACAUGGUCAUCAUCUCUCUUUUGUUUACUUGUCAUUUCUCUGGAUGCAGAGCAUCAGUGUAACCCUAAUUUUAUUGAAAAACUGAUGGUGCAGCACAUAUGAGGCAGAAGAUCCCACCACACUCAGCUGCAGAUGAGAUCCAUCAGCAGGCCGAAAGGGUUUGACCCUCUGGGGUGAGUCACAGUCAUUAAUAAAGACCCUCACAUGUUUGGGGGAGUGAACCACACGAAGGAGAUGGAUCUCUUUGUUGCCCCACAUUCCAGCCCAGCACUUGGAUUUUAAAAUAAAAUCUUAAAGCAUAAAGCUUUAGAUACCGAUGCGUAAGAAAAAAUAUUAACUGUGCAUAAGAUAACCCUUAGGGUUAGGGUUAACCCUACCCCUAUUUUGUCUUUGAUUUGUCUUUAAAAUAUCCAAAUAGAUCUGACUCAGAUUUGUUUCAGCUGUUGU